AUGCUGGAGAGGUGUGGAGAUGCUGAGAAUCAGCUGGCUCUAGAACUUUCUCAGCAUGAAGUCUUUGUUAAGAAGGAGAUUGUGGUCCCCCUGUACAGCAUAGCAGAGAUGGAGAUUCCCGACAUCCAGAAACAAAGGAAGCAGCUAGCCAAACUGGUGUUAGACUGGGACUUGGUCAGAACCAGGGAGCACCAGGCUCACAAAUUUUCAGGAACCAACUUGCAGGGGCUUCCACCAAAAAUAGAUGACCUAAAGGAAGAAAUGGAUGAGGUUGGAAAUAAAGUAGAAGAGUACAAGGAUCAGCUUGCAGUGGACAUGUACAACUUUAUGGUCAAAGAAGGCGAGUAG
This is a messenger RNA of Rangifer tarandus platyrhynchus (Svalbard reindeer), 348 nucleotides long. The record is from the annotation of a GenBank genome assembly. NCBI's taxonomy places the organism in Eukaryota, Metazoa, Chordata, Mammalia, Artiodactyla, Cervidae.